Messenger RNA from Ophidiomyces ophidiicola, 909 nucleotides. RefSeq lists its product as uncharacterized. NCBI's taxonomy places the organism in Eukaryota, Fungi, Ascomycota, Eurotiomycetes, Onygenales, Onygenaceae. Bases 1 to 909 code for a protein of 302 amino acids. The transcript has a single exon. The record is from RefSeq and is a predicted model, not a curated record.
AUGCCCAAACACCGGUUGCAUCCUGUCCUUGUGCCACCGCACUCCCCCAGGUGGCUCUCUGGUAGCCUCACGUCGGACAUGAUCUCGCCCCCUCUAUCUCCGCAAGCUGCUUUCAAUCCAAACCAAGUUACCCCGGCAGUUCUCGCCGCCCUCACAUAUGUUGCUGGCAAGCUUCUCUCCGCCUCCUCACACCUCACCUUUAUCGUGACUCGAAGUCUCCCCCUACCCAUUGGCCAGGGAUCGAAUCUUACUGCCAUUUCGAUUACACCACUGGACAGUAACAUGUCGACACUGCUCAAACGAUAUCUGAAUCGGGCUGCGAAAAAGUAUUCGCUUUCUGCGCACUGGAUGGUCCCUCUAAGCUUGGGACACUCCCGAACAUCACACUGGGAAUACACCAUUCAACGCACGCUCACGCAGAAUGACCCAUUUUUUAGCCACGAAGCGCUAACUCUUCUAAACAUCGACCAUAUGUUUUCUCUCAAACAGCAGCUCAAUGUUCUAUCCACAGAUGCCACGAGCCCCAUUCCAAACCAUGUUUAUCUGGAGUCUUGCCUGUAUCUUUUGCAACAGAUAAUGCAGGAAACCCGUGGUCGGCCUUUGACCCGCAAGUUUUUUCAUUGCACGUACGACCAUAUUCAUGUUCGCGAUGACGUCUUGCUUCAUUUGACAAGGGAACACGAAAUUAAAUUCGCCUAUAAAGCUAUUAUCAUGUUCAAACCUACUUCAAGGGGUCGGACGAGAACGAGAUAUUUUAUUACUGAUAGAGGCAGUCUAAAGAAACAACCAAGCUCGUGGCAGAAUGCCUUGACUCCUAACAGCGCUUCAGAUGUCACGCCAAUUACUAGAAACGAAUGGAAAUUAUUGGAACAGAACUUAAGGCAAAUACGACCCAGAUUUUUUCGCUGA